CAUUGUGUAGAAUAUUCGUAACCCAAAUUCCAUGUGCCACUUCACCCUCAAAUUCUAUCAACCUUCCCUAUAUAAAUCUUCUCCACACCCUUUCUCAAAAUUCCAUUUUACAUAAAGAAAAGAAAAAAAAUAGUAAAGUAAAAAUGUCGGCAAUGGUAGAGUCAUGGAUGAACGAACUUGGAAAAUGGAAAAACAGAGUUGAAGCUCAAAACAACAACAACAACAACAACAACAACAAGCCAUUGAUGCCCAAAUCCAAUCAACUCCAAACAGAUCACUUCAAACAACCUCCCAAAACCCACAUCCCGGAUUCCGACGACACAGAUACCUCCGUCCUCUCUGAAUCCACCAUUUGUUUGCUCAUAGAUCGCUUUGCUCCUUUGUGAUUAUGCUCUCUUUCAAUAAUUCCUCUUCCUCUUUUCAUUUUUACUCUGUAUAUUGAUGAAUAUAUAUCUAAUGUAAUUGUAAAGGAAACAGUAAUCUAGUUUUGUCCACUGCCACCUUGUACGGCUGCCGGCUGGUGCUGCUUGUGAUGCUCUGUUUGUUUCAACAAUUCCUCGGUCCUCUGUUUUCCUUUGUAAUUCUAUGUUGAAUUGAAUCUAUGUUAGGGUAUGAGAAGUCAAUUAAUGAUCUGUACUUUUCUCACCGCCGUAGCCAGAUUGAAGAGAGGAGGAGUACGGGGGUGGUAGCGGCGGCGACGGUGGUGGCCGGUUUGGAAACUUUCUGGCUUUCUGAUUUUCAAUUAGGCCUUGUAAAAUUUGUGUCUAUAUUUCUUUAAUCAUUUUUUCUAAUUAAUAACAUUUUGCUCUUCUCUUUUAUUGUUUAGUUUCUUUUUUUUAAAAAAAAAAAAUCAAGUGAAGAAUUAAUAUAAUAAAAUUUACCAUAAUUGAAGUUAUUAAGUUUAUGUUUAAAUUGUGGCAUGUUAUGUAAUUCAUUUUUAUAGUUGUAAUUAAUGCCACCAGUAUGAUUUCAAUGUAGAAAGAAAGAAAAAAAAAAGCAAAUUAAAUACAUUUUUCCUAGAUAUCUAUUCGAAAAAGGGAUUUUUUUUAGUAUAAAUUCGAUGUGAAAACAUAUAUAUUAUUUUUCAAUUAUAAAAAAAAAUAUUAGAUUAUCAAAGACGUUCUAAAAGAGGUAAAUGUUUUAGGUUUGAGUUUGUAACUAUUUUUUGGCAGUGUCUUUGUUUGGUUUUUUCUUUCUCAUAAUUUAAAUUCAUUUUACACACCACUAAGACAGCAUGCAUUAUCAAACCCUAUUUCAAUUCUAAUUCCAUCCAUGAUCAAUCCACAUUUAAUCAUUUCAAAAUUUUCUAAAAUUAGUAUCAAUUACUCAUCUUUUUCUAUUUGUUUUUUUUUAUUUAAAAAAUUUAUGCUAUAGAGAUAUUAGUUUUCGAAAACUAAUUAACCAAACAAUUUUGGAUUUUUAAUGGCAUGUUUAAUUUGUCGUUUUUUUUUUUUGUUAACGUAGCAAAGAAACUAUAAAUAAGUUCUUCUCAAAUUUUUCUUGACCCACCCUUCUCAAUCAAUAAUCUCUUAGAAGCAAAACUGGUAAGAUUUAAUAGACAUGACAAAUCAGAAACUUUUUACAGUGCUCCUUGUUGUCAUGGUGAUGUUCAUAUGUUUUGAUUUAUUAAGUAUGCUUUUAACUCAUAACCCUUCUAAUCUUAUAAUGUUAGGUUCUUUUGGGUGAAAACAAAUAUUAACAAUAUCAAAGUUUUAUAACAUGUAUGUUCAUGAAUUGAAUCAGGCCAUGUUCAGAUCCAGAUGAUAAUAUUUCGUGUAAUAAUAAUUGUCUCAAACAAAUAAAAAAUAUUGGAUUUUGUUAGCCCAAGUUAUAUGGCCCUUCGAAUAAAAAAAAUAUUUGUUGUUGUUUUUGUUGAAGUGUUAUUUGUCUAAAAGAAUAUCUCUUAAUUAAAUGAUUUAUUUAUAUUUAAAAGAGAAGACAUUUAAUGAAGAUUUGAUUCUUCUAUAUUUUGGGAAUCUCUCUAAUUAUCUUUAAGAAUAUAAUAAGUUCCUAUUCUUUAGGGAUCUUAUCAAAGAUACAAGUUUUAUACAUAUCUGGAUAUAUAUGUAUAUUUAUGAGUUUUGAAGACCGGUUGGAUUACGCAGAAAAAGAGAGAAAAGUUUUGUUGCUGACGUAAGAAGUAACUUCCGGCUUAUCAUUGAAGCAACCAUAACAAAAGGGGGAGCCUAACCAUCAGACGCUGUUGACGGGAGUCUUCUUCAUUACAGGGGGAGCCUGAAGUCUGAUGUUAAUACACAUGUCGUAUGGUUAUAGUAUUGAGAAGUACACGUAAGUUAUAUUGAUGUUUGGGUGUUUAUGGUGAAUAUUAAUAAAAUUACUCAUCCGAGCUGUGCGCAACUCCCGAGGUGUAGGCAAUAUUGGCCGAACUGGGUUAUCAAAGUUUCAUUUGUCAAUCUACUAUGCUAUCUCACAAGUUAUUACUAACAUUAUUAGUUGCACUCGUAACUAAAGGGUCCUUGAUUAUUCUUUACUGUUUUUCAUUUGGUAUCAGAGCGGGUUGAGAGAUCAUGGAGAUAAUCAGAGAAGAACCAUCUGCAUCUCGUCCUCCUAUUUUAGAUGGUAAAAACUACUCAUAUUGGAAACCUCGGAUGAUCUUCUUUAUUAAGACGUUAGAUGGAAAAGCUUGGAGAGCUCUUGUGGCGGGUUAUGAUCCUCCUAUGAUUAUCGUGAAUGGUGUUUCGGUUCCAAAACCUGAAGUUGAUUGGACCGAUGCUGAAGAGCAAGCUUCUGUUGGGAAUGUUAGAGCACUUAACGCGAUAUUUAAUGGUGUUGACCUGAACGUUUUCAAGUUAAUAAAUUCUUGCAGUACAGCCAAAGAAGCUUGGAAAACCUUGGAGGUAGCGUAUGAAGGUACUUCCAAAGUAAAGAUUUCAAGAUUACAGUUGAUAACAUCUAAGUUUGAGGCAUUAAGAAUGACCGAGGAUGAAUCAGUGCUUGAUUACAAUAAGAGAGUGCUUGAAAUCGCAAAUGAAUCCUUGCUGCUAAGUGAAAAAAUACUUGACUCUAAAAUAAUGCGGAAAGUACUUCGAUCCUUGCCCAAAAAAUUUGAUAUGAAAGUUAAUGCCAUUGAAGAAGCUCAUGAUAUUACAACGCUAAAACUUGAUGAAUUGUUUGGUUCGUUGCUUAUGUUUGAGAUGGCCACUGCUGAUAGAGAAAGUAAGAAAGACAAGAGAAUUGCUUUUAAAUCCACACAUGUAAGUGAGGAGGCUGUAAGUGACACUGAAGCAAACAUGAAUGAGUCAAUAGCCUUAUUAACAAAACAAUUCACAAAUUCCCUUCGAAAAUUAAAAAAUACAAAUCUCACAUGUAUGAAUGUUCAAACUUCUAAUCAGUAUCAAAGAAGGAAUGAUGAUGGCAUUACCAGGAGGAACAAUGAAAAUUCUGAUAGAAGAAGUGAUGGUUAUAUCAAGAAAAAGGAAGGUGACAGAAGGAUUUUAAGGUGUAGAGAAUGUAGAGGAGUUAGUCAUUAUCAGGCAGAAUGUCCCACAUUCCUGAAAAAAUAGAAGAAAAACUUUCGUGUCGCACUGUCAGAUGAAGAAUCUGGUGAUAGUAGAGAUGAUGACGACAACAUAAAUGCUUUCACAAUACGAAUUACUGAUAAAAACACUGAUGAUGAAAGUGAAUGUUCUGAUUCUGAAGAAAGCAAAAAUGAUGAACUGACAAUUGAGAAGCUUGAAGCUCCAUGGAAAGAAGAUUGUGAAGCAAGGGCAAUACAAAAGGAAAGGAUCCAAGAUCUUAUAGAAGAAAAUGAACGUUUGAUGUCUGUAAUAUCUCCUCUAAAGUUAAAACUGAGAGAAGUUCAGAAUGAGAAUGAUCAUAUUUUAAAAUCCGUUAAAAUGCUAAACUCAGAAAUGGAGAAUCUAGAUUCAAUACUUAAGUCUGGACAUAAUGGUUCUCAUAGAUAUAGGUUGGGAUUUGUGGCCUCUGCAAGUAUUCUUAAAGCUAUAUUGGUUGUGUUGUGAUGAAUAAAGAAAAUCAGAUUUGUAUGAGUGGUAAACGACAGACUGAUAACUGUUAUCAUUGGAACCCAAAAUACGUCAGACACCUGUCAGUUGACAAGAUCAGAUCAAACAUGACGAUGGCAUAAAAAGCUGGGGCAUGUCAGUAUGAGAAGCUUGGAAAAAAUUAUUAAAAAUGAAGCAAUUGUGGGAAUUCCUAAUUUAGACGUAAAUGGAAAAUUCUUCUGUGGAGAUUGUCAAAUUGGCAAGCAGACAAGGUCUACUCAUAAAAGUCUGAAAGAAUGUUAUACAAAUAGAGUCUUGGAAUUGUUACAUAUGAAUCUCAUAGGUCCAAUGCAAACAGAAAGUCUGGGAGGAAAGAGGUAUGUGCUGGUUGUAGUUGAUGAUUACUCAAGAUAUACUUGGGUUUGCUUUCUCAAAGGAAAAACAGAUAUUGUUGAAAUAUGCAAAAAACUGUGUUUGAAGCUACAACGUGAAAAAUGGAAGAAGAUAACGAGGAUCCAAAGUGAUCACGGUAAAGAGUUUGAUAAUGAAGGCUUUAACAGUUUUUGUCUGUUAGAAGGAAUGAACCAUGAAUUUUCUGCAACUAUAACUCCUCAACAAAAUGGUGUAGUAGAAAGAAAGAACAUGGCGUUACAAGAAAUGGCACGUGUUAUGAUACAUGCCAUAAAUUUACCUCUAUGUUUUUUGGCAGAAGCUGUAAAUACUGUCUGUCACAUUCAUAACAGGGUAACUAUUAGAACUGAAACGACUGUUACUCUUUAUGAACUUUGGAAAGAGAGAAAGCCAAAUGUUAAACACUUCCAUGUGUUUGGAAGUACAUGUUAUAUCUUAGCUGACAGGGAAUAACGUCAGAAAUGGGAUGCAAGGUCAGAACAAGGAAUCUUUCUCGGGUACUCUCAGAACAGUCGGGCCUAUAGAGUCUUCAAUAACAGAUCUGGGAGUACUGUAGAAGUUUCUAAAGCUGGGGCAUGUUAUAUCUUAGCUAGAACUACGAGUACUGUAGAAGUUUCUAAAGCUGAUAAUCCAUCUGAUGAUCCAGGCAAAAGUUUGAAAAAAUCAUCAUAAGAAAUUAUCACUAAAAAAUCAGAACUAAUUCCAUCUGCUCAUGUGAAGAAAAAUCAUCCAGCAAGCUCUAUUAUAGGUGAUCCGUCAGCUGGGAUGCAGACUAGAAGGAAAGAAAAGAUUGAUUACAUGAAGAUGGUUGUUGAUUUAUGUUAUACUUCCACCAUUGAACCUUCUACUGUUGACUCUGCUCUCAAGGAUGAGUGGUUGGCUAAAUGCUAUGCAAGAGGAGCUACUCCAAUUCAGACGAAACAAUGUCUGGACGUUAGUUUCAAAGCCAGAAGAUGUAAAUGUUAUUGGUACCAAAUGAGUGUUUAAAAAUAAGACUGGUGAAGCUGGAUGUGUGACGAAAAAUAAAGCCAGAUUAGUAGC
Molecule: messenger RNA, 5417 nt
Organism: Cucumis melo (muskmelon)
Lineage: Eukaryota; Viridiplantae; Streptophyta; Magnoliopsida; Cucurbitales; Cucurbitaceae
Exons: 2
Coding region: 2529-3524 (331 amino acids)
Source: RefSeq, a predicted model, not a curated record